Molecule: messenger RNA, 2546 nt
Organism: Cheilinus undulatus (humphead wrasse)
Lineage: Eukaryota; Metazoa; Chordata; Actinopteri; Labriformes; Labridae
Gene: vps37c
Product: VPS37C subunit of ESCRT-I
Exons: 5
Coding region: 469-1491 (340 amino acids)
Biological process (GO): protein targeting to vacuole; ubiquitin-dependent protein catabolic process via the multivesicular body sorting pathway; protein targeting to membrane
Cellular component (GO): ESCRT I complex
Source: RefSeq, a predicted model, not a curated record
GCGGCGGUCGCUGUCAGUGUAGAGUGAAACUUUGCUAUUUUUAGCGUAAAUUUACUCGUUUUUUCCCGCCUUCCCGUGGCCGCAGUCGUCUGAUUAAUACAAUAACUGUUAAACGAACACGGAGACGGUACAUAUCGACGACCAGGACUGAGCAGGCUCGGCCAGGGCCCCGGUUUUUGGCCGCCUGAUCGCUGGUUUCCCUCGAAGUUGACGGUUGCUGAGUGUCUGACAUUGCGAUCAUACCGACUGUUGUUGACUCCGGAUUGCUAACGCGGAACCUUCAGGUGUGAAGCUAGCUGUCUGACGGGACACCGCGCGAGGAGCGGCGGGAAACGUGUGCUGGUUUCGGUGCGCGUGACGGUGACGUGUCACGGCAGUUGAAGAGAGAGAGAGGAAUCUCAGGUGUUGGAUGUCACCUGUACUCACUGUCAGUCUGGUUUGCUAGCAUCGCCCAUCCUGGCAAAUCAAAUGGAGAAGCUCCAGGACCUGAGCCAAUCAGAGCUGCAGGAGCUCCUGGACACACCGGAGAGGGUGGAGUCGAUGGCUCUGGAGUCUGAUGAGAUCCAGAACAUCCAGCUGGAGAGAGAAAUGGCGCUGGCAUCAAACCGCAGCCUGGCUGAGCAGAACCUGGACAUGAAGCCUCGUCUGGAGUCCACAAAGGAGCUGCUGGUGGAGCGGUACUCACAGCUGGAGGCCAUCAGAGAAAACUACAGACAGCACUGCUCACUCAGAGAUGGAAUGGUGGGCCAGGUUUCUCCUGAAGCGUUUUUCUCCAGACUACAGACAGAGGGCAGCAGCACAGAGGCAGAGUCUGAGGCUCUAGCGGAUGAGUUCCUGGAAGGUUCUCUGCCGUUGGACUCUUUCCUGGAGCGUUUCCUGUCCCUGCGCUCACUCGCUCACAGGAGGCGGGUCCAGAUCGAGAAGAUGCAGGAGAUCCUGCGACAGAGGAGCGAGGCCAAAUCCACCGCCAUGACAUCAUCUGCAGGCAGCCAGGACCCCACCCCCUCACCCUGGAAUCAGCCAACGACCACAUCGACAACCACACAUCAGCAGCAGCCCAGCUCCGCCCCCCAGAACCCCUCACAGCAGACAGCGUCCUCGUCAGCGGGGGGCGCCGGCCUCCCCUACAGCCCCUACCCCAUCUCUACCCCCAACCCCCCCACAGCUGCGGCAGCGAGCUCCGGCCCUCCAUACCCGGGCUCUGGCUCACCUUUCAACCCUGCUGGAGCCUUCUCUGGGCCCCGACCUGCCUUUGGGCCCCCAGCGUCAGGCGGCUGCCCCUACCCCACCCAGCCCUCCUUCCCCGCCCCCCACCCAGGCUCGGCGUUCGGUCAGUACACCCCCAAUCAGGGUGGCCCCACCCCCUACCCGGCCUCCUACAGCUAUGGCGGCUACAGCUACCCGGCUGGCCCCUCCUACUCCAGUUCCCAGUCCCCCACAGGGCGGCCCUUAUACAGACCGGGGUACGGCGUCCCCCAGCCAUACUCCUGAGAGCCCCGCCCCUCUGCCCUUCUCCCCUCGUCUUUUUACCUUUUCUAACCCUGCCCCCAGAGUCAGCGGUCUCUCGCUUUACUUCUCUUUGUUGCACUAUCUCUCUCUAAGCCCCGCCCCUCCAACACUCAUACUAGUCUCAGGUUGUUGUGUUUAAAGCACGCCCCCUCACCAUCAUACACUCCUUCCCCUCGCCAUCAUACACUCCCCAUCUUCACCAUGAACCUCCUCACCAUGGUUCCUCCCCCUCGCCUCCCUCCAUCAUGUAUGGGUGUGUCCUGAUGAGUUAAGUGUGAUCUGGACGCCGUCUCGUGUUGACUUCAGUUCUUCCACGCUCUCUAGCUCUCUCUCUCUCUCUACGGCCAUGUUUACAUGGAAACAACCUCUGAAAAGAAAAUCAUGUCAUUCAAUCAUUGUUAAUUCAGGUUUUCAAAAAAGAUCAGAAUGACAGUUGUAUUAAUGCCAGGCCAGUAGGUGGCGACCUGAAUAUUUAGUGACUAACACAAGCAUGCUCACAUCCUCCUCCUUCUGCAGAGCAGUGAGGUAUAAAAAGGGUGGAAGCACUAACAUUUGUGUGGACGGACAAUGAAGUGGAGUUUCUACAAAAGGCAAGGAUGGAAUGUUUGAUAGUCUUUAAAGAAUGACAUAAUCUACAAAGGAAAGGGUAGAAUAUUUAAUAGUCUUUAAAGGAUGACAUCUUCAUAGGAAAGGGUAGAAUCUUUGAUAGUCUUUAAAAGAUGACAUCAUCUUCAAAGGAAAGGUUAGAAUGUUUGAUAGUCUUUAAAGGAUUACAUCAUCUUCAAAGGAAAGGACAGAAUGUUUGAUAGGCUUUAAAGGAUGACAUCAUCUUCAAAGAAAAAGGUAGAAUGUUUGAUAGUCUUUAAAGGAUCACAGCAUCUUCAAAGGAAAGGGUAGAAUGUCUGAUAGGCUUUAGGGGAUGACAUCAUUUUCAAUGGAAAGGGUAGAAAAAAAUAGUCUUUAAAGGAUGACAUCAUCUCCAAAGACAAGGAUAGAAUGUUUGAUAGUCUUUAAAGGAUGACAUCAUCUUCAAAGGA